AUGUGGCCCGAAGGGUUACAAAUGGAUCAAGAAAUCCUGCUCGAUGCAGGAGCUCAACUGCAUCGAUUGAAGAUGUUUCCAUACUUCGACAUCGCACAUUACAUUUUGGUUAUCUGUGAAGUACGCGAUGAUCUGGCGUCAUCGGCUGGCCUGUUCUCACGUAAGCAUCCACUCUCAUGCUGGUUGUCUUCGAUGCUGAUGUGCUUCGCCGAUUCUUUCCUGGCUAACUUCCUGCUUGGCGAACCAGUAAUUGCACCAUUCAAACGACACGACGAUAUUCUUCUGGCUACAAUCGUGUGGUAUCUAGUUUUUUAUGCACCUUUCGAUGGUGUAUAUAAACUGUCGAAAGUUUUACCUAUUAAAUGUGUACUGUCAGUGAUGAAGGAGGUCAAGAGGGCAUACAAAGUUACCCAUGGAGUUUCGCAUGCAGCUAAACUUUAUCCAAGUUCCUACAUCGUCCAGAUCUUGGUGGGAACUGCGAAGGGAGCUGGAUCUGGAAUUUUGAAGACAGUAGAACAGCUUGUGCGUGGCGUGUGGCUCCCAAAUCACAAUGAAGCUCUUCGACCUACGUUUGCAACCAAGGCCUGUUUGGUGGCAUCGAUAAUUAUGGCACUAGAAAAGAACAGCGUUUACAUCACAGCACCACACGAUAUUGUUUAUCUGUGCGUUGUCGGUUUCUUUGUGUACUUCAAACUCUCGGCAAUCUUCCUCAACGUUGUUGAUCCGUUUGCGCCGAUAGAAAAUUUGUUCUGUGCAGUGUUUAUGGGAGGAAUCUGGGAUGCAUUAUCGAGAGCUCUUGCUGCUGCUCGCGAACGACGUGCAGCGGGUCAUGCUACAGAGAAUGGAACAAUUGCAAGUGGAGAGAAAAAGGAUCAAUAAAACUACAACUAAGCUGGUUAGGAGUUCUAUGAAGAGCAUGCUAACGCUUCGAAUCAUUACCCUAUGAUCUGAGUGUGAAUUUUUUUUAUUUUAUCGACCUUCAUCCGAUCCUCUGGUCUGUAUGCGAACACUGUUUGUGUUGCCCAAUGGAUGCUCAUUGCUCAGCCUUUGCAUUUUUUCUAUGGCUGCGCUUUAUUUCAACAUGUACAUUUUUUAUUUGGAGUGGCCGUGCUUGUAUUUUGUACUUGUCAUAUGAUGAAAUAAAUUUGGCGCAAAAAA
Molecule: messenger RNA, 1158 nt
Organism: Cylicocyclus nassatus
Lineage: Eukaryota; Metazoa; Nematoda; Chromadorea; Rhabditida; Strongylidae
Source: the annotation of a GenBank genome assembly